AUGGGGAAGCACGCCAAGGCGGGGAGCACCCCCAGACCAUCGUGGUCCUGCCAGGCGAGUAAUAACACCUCCAUGCGGCAGUUCCUGGCCGCGACACCGGACCCGACCUCCCAGUCAUCAUAUGAGGCCUACCCGCCAUCAGAAGCCUCCACGCCACACUCCCUCUCACCAGGCCGUGAUGAUCAAGGGACUCCACCGGCAGACUGGCUGACCCUGCUAAGGGCACUACCCACACGGGCUGACCUCACCCAGGCUACCACAGCCCUCCAGACCUCCAUCCAAGGUAUGGCGGACCGCAUGGCCCAAAUAGAGGCAGAUCAUGAUUCCCUUACCGCAGCGAAAGCGGCCCAAGCUGCAAGCCACUCAAGGCAAACUGCUCAAAUGCAAGCCAUGGCCAGACAUAUAUAA
Molecule: messenger RNA, 408 nt
Organism: Pelobates cultripes (western spadefoot toad)
Lineage: Eukaryota; Metazoa; Chordata; Amphibia; Anura; Pelobatidae
Source: the annotation of a GenBank genome assembly